AUGGCAUCCAUCCCCUCACUCCCCGCAAUCCUAACCCCCGCCCUGAGCAGCCGCGACGCCAUCGCCGACACACUCUAUCGCUGCGUCCUCGGGCUGGACACGAGCGACCCCGCCCUUUUUGACUCAGCCUUUACCUCCACCGCGACGUUCUCCAUCAACGGCAAGGUCUCCUCGGGCCUUCCCGCCAUCCACACCGACUGCUUCGACGUGAUCAGCAAGCUGGACACCACACACUUCGUCACCAACAUCCGCAUCAAUAUCGACGACAGUGGCGUGAAGGCUGCAGCGACUGCCUCGUCGCUCGCGCAGCACUACAGCGGUGGGAAGGGACUUGAGCCUGGUCAGCCGCGUCUGCUGACUGGGGCGCAGUAUUAUGCUGAUUUGGUGAAGGAUGAGGGGAGUGGGCUGUGGAAGAUUGAGGUCUUUAAGAUGACGACGUCUUGGGCGGAGGGUGAUUGGGCAGUGAUCAACGGAAAUUGA
Molecule: messenger RNA, 480 nt
Organism: Penicillium samsonianum
Lineage: Eukaryota; Fungi; Ascomycota; Eurotiomycetes; Eurotiales; Aspergillaceae
Product: nuclear transport factor 2 family protein
Exons: 1
Coding region: 1-480 (159 amino acids)
Source: RefSeq, a predicted model, not a curated record